Aspergillus alliaceus is the source of this 2191-nucleotide messenger RNA. Its product is annotated as F-box protein. NCBI's taxonomy places the organism in Eukaryota, Fungi, Ascomycota, Eurotiomycetes, Eurotiales, Aspergillaceae. The record is from RefSeq and is a predicted model, not a curated record. Gene Ontology annotation, molecular function: protein binding. Bases 156 to 1571 code for a protein of 471 amino acids. The transcript has a single exon.
AUUUGCACGACAGAUGUAGGCUGGGCGAAGGAUCUGAUGCCUGGUGCUGCGUGCUGGCUGAUGUCUGAAAUCUUUUCUUAACCAAUCAUAAACACCAUACCAUAUUCACUAUGCUUUAAGUCAGAACCCCCCCCACUUUCUUUUCAGAAAGAAACAUGCUCUCUAUGUUACCAGCGGAGCUGCUGCUCUCAAUAGCAAGCUAUCUUGAUAGCCAUACGGAUACUCUGCGGCUCGCCUCCUGUUGCCGUGCCUUCUAUCCACUUUUGUUACCGAAAGUCUUUACAUCGCUCGACCUGAUAGAGCAGCGCAAUGGCCACUUGAGUCAUCUGGUGCACACACUCGCAUUCAAGCCGGCAUUAGCACAAGAAGUGCGCACUUUCCGUGUCUCCCAUGGCUGGCGGCCGACUUCCGGCGUGCGAUAUGAACAGGAGGUUAUCCUGCCAGUUCUGAAAUCAACCCUGGGGCCCGACGACAACCUAUCGACAUGGGAGUGGGAACUACAGAGUCGAGGGAAUAAUGACGCAUGGACUGUCUUGCUUCUGGCCCUCUUGCCUAAUCUGGAGAAUCUGGUCCUGCAGGUUCAUGAAUUUUCAAACUAUACUCUCGAGUGGAUGGUCAGGAUCGCCGAAAAAGAAAGCUCUGGUUUGUCUAAAUUAAGACACUUCACAGUUGUAUGCUCUGAUGUAGAUGGUGGCCUCAGCUCAUCGCACUUUCUCCCAAUACUUCGACUUCCCUCGUUACGAAGCUUUUGUGGCCAUAUGAUAUGUGAUGGUGGUAGCUCUGAUGAGGAAUAUGCCGAAGAUCAAGCGUUCGAUGCGGCCAGCUACGUGCCUGACAAUGUUCGGUACUCCAAUGUCACUCAUAUCCACCUCAAGUCCAGUUGUUCUCGAAGAGGCUUUGCGAAUUUGAUCAGCGCACCUAAGAGCCUCGAAUCUUUCAUCUUUGAGCAUUCCGAUAACACGAAUUACCCGGAUGAUGAGGGAAUGUACGCGUCGAGAUACUACCCACCAUUGCAAAGACAUCAGGAGACCUUGCAAACGUUAACACUGACUGAGAAGUACACCAACAAUUAUGCCGCUUACCAGAUUCACGACUAUGAUUACGUCGGAUCAUUCGCGGGAUUCAGUGCGCUGAAGGAACUCCGGCUGCAGAUAUCUCAUAUCCUAGACUGGGACCGAGGCUGGAGUGACCUAAAUAAGACAUCAAGGAAUAGGUUCAGUGAUGUUUUGCCUCUAUCGCUGGAAAGCCUUAUCCUUGAUGGUCUAGAGACAGAGCAUAUAACUGAAAUAGCUGAGGCGUUUAAAGACCUGCUCUUAGGAGGGAAGUGCCGCUGCCUAAACCUGACUUAUUUAGAGAUCAAGGGAAACUGGAUGCAUGUCCAGCAGUCAACUGAGGAGUCUAAUGCUAAACCUCGUCCUAUACCUGCCAUGUUAGAGGAGUUUGCGGACUUCAAGGUGGAACUUGAGUUGUUAUGUUCGGCUGCAGGAGUUGGGUUUCGUCUACGUGAUUUGCAUGUUGAGGAUAUUAUCAAGCAGAAUGGUUUGUAUGGCUUUUGGAGUGAUGCCCUGUGACUGGGUAAUUGGUCACUAUCCGCCCAAUAGUAGGAAGAGGUACUAUGCUUCAAAAACUCAUGAACGCUGAUGGGAGUCCUCCGCAACUAACGAAAGUUAAUUAUUAGAGGUCUAUGUUUGUAUGUGCUCUAGUUGUUCCAGUGUGGGAGCACAGGGCAACAGUAUCAUAAUAAUGGGCGCUGAAACACGCAGCCUAAAUGGCCGUGGAUGUGAUGGGAUGAGAUCGUUCAAACAGGCCCCACCUACGUAAAUGCCCGUAGACUGGCGACGCCAAUUGAAUAGGCAUAUCUGUGUCUUGGCGGAUACUAGGGAGGCACUUCGUCGAUCUACGAUCUCGACAAGCCCACUAAAAGGUGGCCUAAUGAUGGAUAAUGGGAUAUUGGUUGCUUGUCGUCUGAAAUAGCAAGUUGCAAAUAGGCUUCAUAAUAAAAUGUGCUUUCAAGGGCAAGUUCUCUUAUCGGCAACAAUUUCAUUCCAGUAUCUGUAUAUAUGAAAUAGUUUCUGGUUGGGACCUGAGGGCAUGCACGACUACGCUUGAUAUAGAGAAGGUCUCUUGGCUAGCCAAUCUUUUCAUUCUAACCCUGUACCGUAUUUAAACAGCAGAGUGUGUUGGAGGUUUG